AUGGCUCCCAAAAAGAACGACAAGGCGAAUGCGCCGAAAAAGUCUGCGAAGUCGGUCGAGGACCGAACCUUCGGCAUGAAGAAUAAGAAGGGUGGCGCUGCCCAGAGGGAGAUUUCUCGAAUGGCAGCAAACCUCAAGAACAGUGGCCCCGCGGACGAGAAGAAGAAGGCCGCGGAGAGAGAGGCUAGAGAGAAGGAGAAGAAGGCUGACGAGGAAGCCCGCAGACAGACGGAGGCAAUGUUGAACAAGCCUGCCCAGAUUCAGAAGGUGCCUUUUGGUGUCGACCCCAAGACCGUGGUCUGCAACUUUUUCAGGAAGGGGAACUGCGAGAAGGGCAAGAAGUGCAAGUUCGCGCACGACUUGGCUGUCGAGCGCAAGACAGAGAAGAAGAACCUGUACAACGAUACCCGAAAAGAAGACGAAGAGCAAAAGAAGGUAGAAACGUCAGCGGACUGGGACGAGGAACAGCUUCGAAAGGUCGUCUUGUCCAAGAAGGGCAAUCAACGCACCAGUACGGAAAAGGUUUGCAAGUUCUUUAUCGAAGCCAUCGAGGAUGGCAAGUAUGGUUGGUUCUGGAUCUGCCCGAACGGAGGAGACAAGUGCAUGUACAAGCACGCCCUGCCACCUGGUUUCGUUCUGAAGACAAAGGAGCAGCGAGCCGCCGAGAAGGCUCUUAUGGAUAAGUCGCCACUUAAGACGUUGACGCUUGAGGACUUCUUGGAAUCAGAGCGACACAAGCUUACGGGCACUCUGACGCCUGUGACGCCGGAAUCAUUCGAGAAGUGGAAGAAGGAGCGUCUCAGUAAGAAGGCUGCCGAAGAACAGGCACGCAAGGCCAAGGAUAACACUGGUCGUGCUCUGUUUGAGAGUGGCAAGUGGAAGGAUGAGGACGACUCUGACACUGAAGAUGAUGGCGACGAUAUGUGGAACUUGACGAAGCUCAGAAAGGAGACGGAGGCUCUGCGAGAACGAAAGGAGGAGGAGCGGUUACUGGAGAUGAACGGUGGUGCGGUUUCGGUUGGGGUUCCAGGCACGCCGGCCGAGACACCGGCCGAGAGCUCGGAAUCGGCAGCAUCUGGAUCUUGA
This is a messenger RNA of Ilyonectria robusta, 1086 nucleotides long. RefSeq lists its product as uncharacterized. The record is from RefSeq and is a predicted model, not a curated record. Bases 1 to 1086 code for a protein of 361 amino acids. Gene Ontology annotation, biological process: cytoplasmic translation. Lineage: Eukaryota; Fungi; Ascomycota; Sordariomycetes; Hypocreales; Nectriaceae. The transcript has 2 exons. Gene Ontology annotation, cellular component: cytosol. Gene Ontology annotation, molecular function: mRNA binding; metal ion binding.